This is a messenger RNA of Heterobasidion irregulare TC 32-1, 2372 nucleotides long. RefSeq lists its product as uncharacterized. NCBI's taxonomy places the organism in Eukaryota, Fungi, Basidiomycota, Agaricomycetes, Russulales, Bondarzewiaceae. Gene Ontology annotation, cellular component: ribonucleoprotein complex. The transcript has 9 exons. The record is from RefSeq and is a predicted model, not a curated record. Gene Ontology annotation, molecular function: RNA binding. Bases 122 to 2083 code for a protein of 653 amino acids.
CCAGAAAACAUAGUCAAAAAAUCCCAAAAAACCCAUUCACAAAGCGGUUGUUUCGUCUCUUCCUUCGCAGAAAAGUCCAUAAAGCAGUAACGACCCCACCAACCCUCCAAUAAAACAUAAAAUGUCCGCUUCUCCUGCCGUCGCCGAGGGUGUUCCCCAGGUUGCCGUCGAGGCUCCUGCCGCCCAGGCUCCCGCGUACAACCCCCCUCCCCAACAGCCUUCCGUGGCUUCCACUCCUUCGGCGUCCCUCUACGUCGGUGAACUCGAUCCCACUGUCACUGAGGCCAUGUUGUUUGAGAUCUUCAACAUGAUUGGCCCCGUCGCUAGCAUCCGUGUCUGCCGUGAUGCAGUCACCCGUCGCUCCCUCGGCUAUGCGUACGUCAACUACCUGAACGUCGCCGAUGGCGAACGUGCGCUGGAGCAGUUGAACUACUCUUUGAUCAAGGGUCGCGCCUGCCGUAUCAUGUGGUCUCAGCGUGACCCUGCCCUGCGCAAGACGGGUCAAGGUAAUGUUUUCAUCAAGAACCUCGAUGAGGCUAUCGACAACAAGGCCCUCCAUGAUACGUUUGCCGCAUUCGGCAAUGUCUUAUCUUGCAAGGUCGCUACCGAUGAGCAGGGUCGGUCUCGUGGCUAUGGCUAUGUCCACUACGAGACUGCCGAAGCCGCCGAGACCGCCAUCAAGGCCGUGAAUGGCAUGCUGCUCAACGAUAGGAAGGUUUACGUCGGCUACCACAUCUCUCGCAAGGAGCGGCAAUCCAAGAUCGAGGAGAUGCGCUCCCAGUUCACUAACCUCUACGUCAAGAAUCUUGACCCCGAGGUUACGCAGGACGAAUUUACUGAGCUGUUCUCCCAAUUUGGCCCUGUCACUUCCUCCAUCGUGCAGGUCGACGAUGAGGGCAAGAGCAAGGGCUUCGGUUUCGUCAACUUCGAGUCGCACGAGCAAGCCCAGAAGGCUGUCGACGCCCUUCACGACUCUGAGCACCACGGUCGCAAGCUCUUCGUCACGCGUGCUCAGAAAAAGGCUGAGCGCGAAGAAGAGCUUCGCAAGUCCUACGAGCAGGCAAAGAUGGAGAAGCUCAGCAAGUACCAGGGCGUUAACCUCUACAUCAAGAAUCUCGAGGACGAUGUUGAUGACGAGAAGCUCCGCGGGGAAUUCGAGCCUUUCGGAAAUAUCACUAGCUGCAAGGUCAUGCGCGACGAAAAGGGCUCGUCCAAGGGUUUCGGUUUCGUCUGCUUUUCUUCUCCGGACGAAGCGACCAAGGCAGUCGCGGAGAUGAACAACAAGAUGAUCGGGUCCAAACCCCUCUACGUAUCCCUUGCGCAGAGGCGCGAGGUCCGACGGCAGCAGCUGGAGAGCCAGAUUGCUCAGCGCAAUCAGAUUCGGAUGCAGCAAGCCGCCGCCGCCGGUCUGCCAGGGGGUUACAUCAAUGCGCCGAUGUACUACCCACCUGGUCCGGGUUACCCCCCACAAGGCGGUCGAGGAAUGAUGGGUUAUGGUAUGCCGCUCCCCUCCCCGUAUGGCCAAGCGCCUCCUCAAGGCUACGGUGGUAUGCCGGGUUAUCCUCGCGGUGCGCCCCGCCCUCCGAUGCCUAGGGAUGGACCUCCCUCGGGUCAGUCGGGCGUCGGACCGCGCUCUAACGGGGUGCCCCCUGUCAAUGGGGUACCUCGCCCUGGCCCUCAGGGUGCUGUGCCGCCCCGUGGUCCCGCCAUAGGCGCGCCUGCCCCUGGUGGCCGCCCACAGCCUUACAAGGGAGCUCCUCCCGCUCGCGCCGGCCCUGCCGCUGGUCAGGCUUCGUCGGCGCCUGCGCCGGCAGCAGAUGUCUCGGGGUUGAAUGCCGCCGUGUUGUCUGCAGCCUCGCCCAUGGAGCAGAAGCAGCUGCUGGGUGAAAUCAUUUACAUGAAUAUAUCCCCCACGCAGCCGGAGCUUGCUGGUAAGAUCACGGGCAUGCUGCUCGAGAUGGACAAUGAGGACCUCAUCAAACUCCUCAAGACCCCCGAUGCUAUGGCGGCGAAGGUGAACGAGGCACUCGCGGUGCUGCACGAGUUUGCGGCCAAAGACGAGGCCGCAGCCAACAACGCUUGAAGACGCUGAGAGGUUUUCGGAGGAAGGGGAUUCAUUUCUCUUUUUCCUUCCCGAACUUCUCAUCGUCUUCAUCUCCAUUCGCUUCGUCUUCUCUCUCUUAGUUGGUCAUCCCGCGACCGCCGCCUCGGCGUGACACCUGUUUUUCUGAAUCGUUUACUCCAAAGGGUCUAGUGGUGGUCGUUCCUUUGUGUACUUUGAAGGAAUAGAGAUGAUGCAACUGCUUUACGAUAUGGUGUGUUCAGGCGUGUGUACGUGUGUACGAAUGUCAUUUGAUGAUGAUGGUGCAUGA